AUGAUACUUCAACCACCACAGCUCGAGCCCUCCACUGAGAUCAAGUGGACUUCCUGCUACAACGACCAAAAAUGUGCUCGCCUCCUGCUCCCGCUCGACUACCUCUCCGAAGACCUUUCUGGUCCCACCACCGCCAUCGCGCUCCGUAUGAUCCCUGCUCGCGACCGCACCAACUACCGCGGCACCGUCCUAAUCAACCCGGGUGGGCCAGGCGGGUCCGGCACGGAUCUUCUGGCUCGUGCAGGGACAAACAUUUCGACAAUCGUCGGGGACUCGUUCGACGUGCUUGGCUUCGACCCGCGCGGAGUGGGCGCGAGCAACCCUGCUUUGAAUUGCUUCUCGAGCAAGGGGCAGAGGGACAUCUGGCUAACGCAAGAGGGACACCAGUUCUUGAACACGUCGGACGAGGCGUUGCUGGGGUUGUAUAGGGCAAGGCAGCGCGUGGUGGGCGAUAGGUGUGCGAAGAGCGAUGGGGGAGAGGAGGGCAUUGCGCGGUUCAUGAGCACGGCGAGCGUCGCAACAGACAUGUUGAAGAUCACAGAGAAAUUAGGGCAGGAGAAGCUGCAUUACUGGGGCUUCAGCUAUGGGACCAUCCUCGGGCAGUACUUCACUGCCAUGUACCCCGACAAAGUCGGACGUGUGAUCAUUGACGGCGUGUACGACGCGUACAACUAUCGAGGCGCGCUCUGGAACUCGAACCUCCUCGAUAACGAAGCGGUCAUCAACUCUCUAUUCACGUACUGCCACGAGGCCGGCCCCCUCAAGUGCGCGCUGUAUGAAUCGAGCCCGGGAAAGAUUCGCGAGCGAUAUUAUCGCGUGCUCGACCGCGUCGAGCGCGAACCUAUCCCUGUUCCUCACGCCGAACCCCCUCUCCUGAUCACGCGCAAGGCCCUCGUGAACCAGAUCUUCCGCGCCGCAUACAAGCCCAUCAACACGUACGGCACCGUCGUCGACACCAUCCGUGCAAUCGAGACCGCGAACCAAACCGCGCUGACCGCACUCGCCCCGAAGAUCGUCGACCCAACUGAGUGUGCUUGCCGCACAGAGCUACCACAGAUCGUCGAAAACGACGCGUUCUCUGCGAUCGCGUGCGGGGACGGAGAGAAGCGCACGUACGACCCCGAAGUGUACAAGGCGUACUACGCAGACCUCACGAGCGAUGCGCCAAAUGCCGGCCCCUUCUGGGCCGUACACUUCCUCCAGUGCACCGAAUGGUCCGUCCGCCCGAAGUGGCGGUACACGGGCCCGCUCGCCGCGGCAAACACGUCGCACCCGAUCCUCAUCCUCCAACCGAGGUUCGACCCGGUAUGCCCGUUGAGGGACGCGCUGGCUGUACGGGAGCGGUAUGCGGGCGCGGGGCUACUCGUGCAGAACUCGUACGGGCAUUGCUCGAUGAGCGCGCCAAGCGUGUGCACAGCGAAGCAUGUGCGGGCGUACAUGGAGGACGGGAGGCUGCCGAAGGAAGGAACGGUGUGCGAGCCUGACGAGUUGCCGUUUGUGGGGCAGGUGAGCGAUGCGAGGGCGAUGUCAGGAGAAGAUGCGACGUUAUCGGAGGCUUUGCGGGGGUUGUCGGAGGUUGUGCCUAUGUUCGGUGCGUAG
This is a messenger RNA of Dichomitus squalens LYAD-421 SS1, 1599 nucleotides long. RefSeq names its product alpha/beta-hydrolase. The record is from RefSeq and is a predicted model, not a curated record. The coding region runs from base 1 to 1599 and encodes 532 amino acids. The transcript has 2 exons. NCBI's taxonomy places the organism in Eukaryota, Fungi, Basidiomycota, Agaricomycetes, Polyporales, Polyporaceae.